AUGCCGCUCAUAAGGAGAUACCUCAGAAUCACAAAAUACUCUGUUCUCGAAUGCCGAAUUUAUCCAGAAAAUCCUGCGCUCACUGAGAGCUGGCUUCUUAACCCGCGCAAAAAUAUCUUAUCACGCGUCAUAGAAAGUAUACACCCUCUAGUCUUGCCCAAAUUGCGCGAGGAAAGAGAGCGCUACCUGGGAAAGGGAAGCAAGAAAAAACGAAUAAAAGAUGUCGUAGUUCAGGAUGAUUUUGAAGUAUCCGUAUUUCUUACCGAAACUGGUACUCGCCAUUCUCUUCUCACAAAAAAGAAGUGUUUCCGAAACCCGCGCGCUAGAGGUAUGGUCUCGAAUUCUACAAAGUUAUUGGGGACAGAGGAAGAAGCAGUGAUAGAUUUGGAUCCAACAAUCAUAAGGGUAGAAGACGGUGAAAAUGAGGAGUCACGAUUAUACGACAUUCCGCCCGCUGAGCCUACAGUAGUAAAGGACACUUCACCAAAUACUACAGAUCAAGAUCAAACUCGCGUUACUACAAAGCGAACCCGAGACUCACAAUCAUUUGACUCAGUUAACUACGAACAACCUCUCAAGCGAAAUAAAUCACACCAUGAUUUAUUUUUGGAUGAUGAAACUGAUGAAAAAAAGAUGAUAAUGCAAACUACCUACGAUGGCUUCUCGGUUUACGGUCGUGCACUUUGUUUGGUUGUAAAACGCCGCGACACAGCCGGUAAGGAACCCAUUGGCCAAGCCGCUAUGGAGAACUGGAUUGCAUCUACCCAGCAGUUGCCAGCUGACGAGGAAUCCAUGAAUCAUGCAAGCGAAAAUAUAAAUGAAUAA
Messenger RNA from Blumeria graminis f. sp. triticale, 825 nucleotides. NCBI's taxonomy places the organism in Eukaryota, Fungi, Ascomycota, Leotiomycetes, Helotiales, Erysiphaceae. The record is from the annotation of a GenBank genome assembly.